AUGGAAGUGCCGGCUGGCAAUCUGGACUCGUUUAGAGCUGCUUCGGGAAAUAGUAUUUCUAGAAGAUAUGGAAUGUUAUCCGCUUCCAAUAUCAUUCAGGCACCACUUUCUGCCUUGUUGGAGUACUCGGGUCUUCUCCGUGGCCGCUCUAAUCAUCAAGAAGCUGAAUCUUUAAUUAACGGCCGUAGCGCUGCUGCUUUCCGGGAUCACCAUCAUAGUCAGCUGGACCAAUCUCCAACCACAAGCAACGACGGGGAGGUUUCCAUUAGGAUAAUUGGUGCAGGGGAGCAGGAGCAUGACAGGGAAGGCGCAGGGUUAGUAGUUGGACAGUUGAGGGAAGUUACUGUUCCCCCAAAUGAGGUUUCUGCACCACCAAUGGCAGGGGUGGCGUCUGUGUCAUUGACAACAGAGGAGGGUCAGACAGAUGGCAGAACAGAUCGUAGUUCGGGAGAGGGCAUGCCCCAAUCGUUAAAUGGAAGUGCUGAUGGAGAAGGAGUUGAUGGAGCUGGGUCUAAUGGCAGAGAUUCUUCUUACCAGAGAUAUGACAUUCAGCAGGCUGCUAGGUGGAUUGAGCAGGUCCUUCCCUUUUCUUUGCUUCUAUUGGUGGUCUUCAUCCGCCAGCAUUUGCAGGGUUUCUUUGUUACAAUUUGGAUUGCUGCUGUUAUGUUCAAGUCAAAUGAUAUUCUAAGGAAACAGACAGCUUUGAAGGGAGAGAGGAAAGUUGCAGUUCUAAUCGGCAUCUCUCUUGCAUUUGCAUUGCACGUGGUUGGUGUUUACUGGUGGUAUCAGAAUGAUGAUCUGUUGUACCCAUUAAUUAUGCUUCCUCCUAAACUUAUACCACCAUUUUGGCACGCUGUUUUCAUCAUCAUGGUGAAUGACACCCUGGUCCGGCAGGCAGCAAUGGUGCUCAAGUGCAUUCUAUUAAUAUACUACAAAAACAGCAGAGGCCGAAACUAUCGUAAGCAGGGUCAAAUGCUUACUCUGCUUGAGUAUUUACUGCUCUUGUACCGUGCCUUGUUGCCAACACCGGUGUGGUAUCGUUUCUUCUUGAACAAAGAAUAUGGGAGUCUCUUUUCAUCACUAAUGACAGGGUUAUAUUUGACUUUCAAGCUCACAUCUGUUGUUGAGAAGGUGCAAUCCUUCUUUGCUGCAUUGAAGGCGUUGUCACGUAAAGAGGUGCACUAUGGGGCAUAUGCAACAUCGGAACAGGUCAAUGCAGCUGGCGAUCUUUGUGCUAUUUGCCAGGAGAAGAUGCAUGCUCCUAUCCUACUUCGAUGUAAACACAUCUUUUGUGAGGACUGUGUAUCAGAGUGGUUUGAGAGAGAACGGACGUGCCCAUUGUGCAGAGCUUUGGUAAAACCUGCAGAUCUUAGAUCAUUCGGCGAUGGAUCAACGAGUUUGUUUUUCCAGCUGUUCUGA
Molecule: messenger RNA, 1419 nt
Organism: Prunus armeniaca (apricot)
Lineage: Eukaryota; Viridiplantae; Streptophyta; Magnoliopsida; Rosales; Rosaceae
Source: the annotation of a GenBank genome assembly